This is a messenger RNA of Oncorhynchus tshawytscha (Chinook salmon), 2449 nucleotides long. RefSeq names its product mitochondrial tRNA translation optimization 1 (gene mto1). Gene Ontology annotation, biological process: tRNA wobble uridine modification; tRNA methylation. The transcript has 13 exons. Lineage: Eukaryota; Metazoa; Chordata; Actinopteri; Salmoniformes; Salmonidae. The coding region runs from base 224 to 2290 and encodes 688 amino acids. Gene Ontology annotation, cellular component: cytosol. The record is from RefSeq and is a predicted model, not a curated record. Gene Ontology annotation, molecular function: flavin adenine dinucleotide binding.
UAUAUUACGGUUACGGGCACUGACGGCAAAACAAUGGCGGCCCCCGGUGGGGACGAUUAGAUUAAUGUUUUGUAAUACCUCUCUUCACAGCAAAUUACCUAUUGUUCUGAUACUUCUGCAAUAUUGAACACCCCUGUAUGAUUAUAAAACUGUUUCGUGACCAGUAAAACGGAUCACAUUGUUAAUUCUGAUAUGAGGGCAGUUGUUGUCAUGAAACUUUGACAUGUUGGCACAGAAACUGCACCUGCUCCGACACAACGUCCUGUCAUUUGUAUCCUCUCGGACUGGCAGUGACCUCACCAGGCGCCAGUAUGAUGUCAUUGUGGUGGGGGGAGGACAUGCUGGGACUGAGGCGGCGGCCGCAGCAGCCAGAUUGGGAGCAGAGACUCUCCUCAUUACCCAGAAGAUCAUGACUAUCGGGGCCCUCUCCUGUAACCCAUCUCUGGGGGGCGUGGGGAAAGGCCAGCUGGUGAGGGAGGUGGAUGCUCUGGACGGUCUGUGUGGGCGAGCAGGCGACUCGGCCGGGGUCCACUUCUCCAUCCUAAACCGCAGCAAAGGGCCCGCUGUGUGGGGACCCCGGGCACAGCUGGACCGGGAACGCUACCGCCAAUUCAUCCAGUCAGAAUUGCUGUCCACUCCCAGGCUGACAGUGUUGGAGGGCUCAGUGGAUGAGUUGCUGGUGUCACAACCCAACCCAGAGGAGCCUGGACACCACAGAGUCACUGGGAUAAGACUGGUCGAUGGAAGCCACCCCAUCUUGUCCAGCUCAGUGGUACUUACCACUGGCACUUUCCUGUCCGGCUCCCUCUUCAUGGGCCAAACCACCUCUCCCGGGGGGAGGAUGGGGGAUGCUCAAUCAUGUGCCGGACUUUCUUACACACUGAAAGAGACAUUGGGGUUGAGGGUGGGUCGGCUGAGGACUGGCACACCCCCUCGAAUAGUGAAGGAGUCCGUGGAUCUGUCCUUGGCUCAGCUCCAAGCCCCGGACAAACAGCCCACUCCCUUCAGUUUUCUCAACACGCACACCCGCUGCAAGCCAGAAGAGCAGCUCCCCUGCUAUCUGACCCACACCACGCCUGGAGUGGAGAGAGUGGUCAGGGAGAGUGUCCACCUCAACUGUCACAUACAGCAGGACGCCAAAGGUCCCAGAUACUGUCCCUCCAUCGAGUCGCGGGUGCUGCGGUUUCCGGGGCGACGGCACCAGGUGUGGCUGGAGCCGGAAGGUUUGACCUCUGACCUGUUGUACCCCCAGGGCUUGUCCAUGACCAUGCCCCCUGAACUGCAGCUCCGCCUCCUUAGGGAGAUCCCCGCCUUGCACCGAGCCGAGAUCCGCACUCCUGGUUACGGGGUGCAGUAUGACUUUGUGUGCCCCACCCAGCUGACCCCGUCUCUGCAGGUGAAGAGCACGCAGGGGCUCUUCCUCGCGGGUCAAAUCAACGGCACCACGGGCUACGAAGAAGCAGCCGCACAAGGCUUGUGGGCGGGGGUGAAUGCAGGUCGGACGGCCCUCUCCCUGCCCCCCAUGGCAUUGUCUCGUACUCAGAGCUACAUCGGGGUGCUGAUCGAUGACUUGGUGGGCCGAGGGGUGACAGAACCUUACCGCAUGUUCACCAGCCGCGCCGAGUUCAGAACCUACCUCAGGCCCGACAACGCAGACCUCCGUCUCACCCCCAGAGGGUUUGAGGAGGUGGGCUGCGUGACUUUGCGGCGAUACAAGAAAGCGGUAAGUGUGAGGGACGGCCUCCAGGAAGCCCUGAUGGCCCUGCAGUCCGUGGCGCUAUCCUCCACCCGCUGGAGAGAGAAGCUGGGCAACAUCAGCCUGAGUGAGAACAAGAGCACCACCUUAAAUGGUUUGGAUCUGUUGCAAUAUAAAGAUGUGUCCUUUGAAAUGUUGGCCUCCGCCUUCCCAGAGUGUCUUUCACAAUAUUUUGAGUACUCACAACGACUCAAGAUUGAAGCUGUGUACAGACCCCACUGCGAGAAGCAGAGUCGAGAGAUGGAGAGAAUACGGAGCGAGGAAAGUCUGUCUCUCCCCUCUGACAUGGACUACCUCUCCUUACCAGUGUCCCUCUCUCAGGAGGUCAGAGAGAUACUGGACCGAGUCAGGCCCAACACUCUGGGCGCUGCUACCCGUCUACCAGGCAUGACGCCUGCUGGGAUCAUCCACCUUCUCAACUAUGUCCUCAGGACCGGGCAGAGGAACAGACACACAGAGCACAGAAACCGAUCGAGCCAAAAAGAGGGGGAAAAGGGACAGCUGUGUGCAAGCAACAUACCGAUAUCUCAGUGAAAUAAUGACUAAGAAAAAUGUACAAAAAUUAACUAUGGUAGUUUAGGAAAUCAUCACUGUUUAAUUUAAAAUGACCUGAGAUUUCAAACCAAGCAAUUGUGCCCAAUUUCACUAAUUUGAUCUAUUCAGCCUCACAAACAGUAACAAAAAAAUCCAACA